Molecule: messenger RNA, 1361 nt
Organism: Stylophora pistillata
Lineage: Eukaryota; Metazoa; Cnidaria; Anthozoa; Scleractinia; Pocilloporidae
Biological process (GO): signal transduction
Molecular function (GO): protein binding
Source: RefSeq, a predicted model, not a curated record
UCAUUUUCUCAUGUUUGUACGGCUUGUCUGAUUUCUGUGUUACGUGUUACGUGAAGUAACGCGUAACUUUUUUUAGGCUGGUUUGCGCGAAAAAUAUAUCUGGAAUGGUAUGACUGGAGCACUAGGAGCCGACGAGGGGAUAUGGGUCCAGAUUGAGCAUCGACCGUGGAGGAGAGAGAAAACUGGGGCCUGGUUUUCUUAGGCGCGCAAAAGUAACGGAUAGACAAGCUAAUACAACAUCAUUUCUCCCCUUAUUUAACGUCAUAACAUCGACAUAAUAUAGUUCUUUCGUCGAUACUGAGGUCUACACGCGCCCUAGGUUAAAGAUAACUUGCCUGUCAGUUGAGGGAAUUGUUUAAAGCCAGGCCAGAAAACUAUGGCUUUAGGACCUAAGGAACUUUUUCACUUCCUAAGGGAAAUGACAGCUGACAAAUGGGAGACUUCCCAUCAGAGAGGUAAAAUCGUCACCAUACAGCAGAAACCUGGACCCUCCAAAAAGACAACCUAUAAGGAGAAGAAAGGUAAAAUCAUCACCAAGAAGCAGAGACGUGGACCUCCCAAAAAGACAACCAAUAACGAGAAGAAAAGUAAAGCUUCUUCCCAGAAAGCUCCCACUGAAAAACCAGCAACAAAUAAAAGGAAGAAUGCUUCAGAUCAAUGCCAGAAAAUCCCCCUUAAAAAGCCAAAAAUGGAUAAAGCUGGUAAUAGUGUUGGGAAAGAGAAUGGAAUUAGUGCUUCAUCCAAGGAAGUUCCCACUGGAAAAGUGGGUACAAAUAAAAGAAAGAAUGAUCAAUGCCAGAAAAUGCCCCCAAAACAGCCAAGAGUUGAUGAAGUCAGCACAAGUAUUGGGAAAGAGGAUGAAUUGAGUGGUUCCAGUACAACCAACACAAACAAGCAAAAGCCUGGAGCUGCCAGUAAAACAAAUAAUAAAGGGAAGAAAGCUUCAUCCAAGAAAUUUCCCAUGGAAAAAGCAGAUCAAUGCCAGAAAAUGCCCCCAAAACAGCCAAGAGUUGAUGAAGUCAGCACAAGUAUUGGGAAAGAGGAUGAACUGAGUGGUGUAAGUACAACCAACACAAACAAGCCAAAGCCUGGAGCUGCCAGAAAAACAAAUAAUAAAGAGGAGAAAGUUAAAGCUCCAUCCAAGAAAGUUCCCAUCGAAAAAGCAGAUCAAUGCCAGAAAAUGCCCCCAAAACAGCCAGGAGUUGAUGAAGUCAGUGCAAGUAUUGGAAAAGAGGAUGAAUCGAGUGCUUCAUCCAAGAAAAUUCCCACCAAAAAAGCAGAUCAAUGCCAAAAAAUGCCCCCAAAACAGCCAAGAGUUGAUGAAGUCAGCACAAGUAUUGGGAAAGAGGAUGAAUUGAGUG